This is a messenger RNA of Durusdinium trenchii, 1122 nucleotides long. The record is from the annotation of a GenBank genome assembly. Lineage: Eukaryota; Dinophyceae; Suessiales; Symbiodiniaceae.
UGAUCCCUGAACAGUGCAUGAGUCAUUUUUGACGCUGUUCUCAGCACUGAAGCCAUGGACUCGCCACCCAAUUCAGCUAGAGGUGGAGAUGAGCAGAAGCGUCACUUGAUGGGAAUGCGGGCCAUGUCGAAGGCUGAAGUCCAGGACUCGGACGCCAGCGCCAGGUGUUGUCAGACUUUCGCAACAGUGGUGGUCCUGCUAGCCUUGGCAUAUUUGCUGCUGAAAGGAUGCAAUUCCCUCGUGAAUAACUUCGAGCCGAAGGCUGGAGUUUCACAUCCCAGUACUUUUUUGCCACCGCCACCCGUUGAGAGGCCUGAGCAACAUGGAUGGGUGCAGGUGGUGGAUGAUGACGAUGUAGGAGCCGAAGCUGAGAAUCAUGGCUAUACCUGGAACUGGGAAGGGAGCAAGAGAUACGCUUUUCCGGAAGGAGAGCAACCACCGUGCUAUUAUGAGUAUGAAGGAAAGCCUAAUGCUGAUUGCUUUUGCCAAUUAGCUGGCAACAAGGCAUGCCAAAAGAUGCCCAAAUGUCACUGUUCCCAAGGUUGCACUUCUGAUCUUACCUGGAGGCACAAGCACACGACCACCUUCAAGAACUUCAAGUAUGCAACAGGAUGCCAAAGUCAAAGCUCUGUUGCCUUGCUGACCGUUCCGGAGUCUCACUUUCAAGACAUUCGAUAUUUGAAAACCUGGUGCCCCAAAGGGGCGCAAGUGUUGCUCGCAGAAAUGCUCAAAAAGAGCUUCGAAACUUAUCGUGAAGUCGUCGAUCCAGGCCCUGUGCGCCAGUGCCUGCACGCAGCCCAACUAGUUAGUGUUCCCUGGCUCCACCUUCACACAGUUUGUUCUGGUGGCAAGAUCGAUGGGCUCCCAGGAUCACCACAGGUGGGAUGGUGCAGCGAGAUGCACUCUAGCCUCGAUGCAGAGCCACUGGCUGCCUCGGUGAUGCUUUGGGCGGAACGUUUGUAUGGCGUCCGCACAAAUGACAACCUGCCAUCCACGUGCAGCGACAUGGGCUGUGGCAUUCGAGGCGUGAAUGGCAGGUGCUCUUGUCACCGCGACUGUCGCGGGAACUAUUCCAAUUGCUGCGGCGAUUUUAGUCAAAUUUGUCACAAAUAAUGGAUCGAA